Molecule: messenger RNA, 320 nt
Organism: Lagopus leucura (white-tailed ptarmigan)
Lineage: Eukaryota; Metazoa; Chordata; Aves; Galliformes; Phasianidae
Product: feather keratin 4
Exons: 1
Coding region: 24-320 (98 amino acids)
Cellular component (GO): intermediate filament
Molecular function (GO): structural constituent of cytoskeleton
Source: RefSeq, a predicted model, not a curated record
AGGUCCACCUCCAUCCCACAGCCAUGUCCUGCUUCGAUCUGUGCCGUCCCUGUGGCCCGACCCCGCUGGCCAACAGCUGCAACGAGCCCUGUGUGCGCCAGUGCCAGGACUCCCGGGUGGUGAUCCAGCCCUCUCCCGUUGUGGUCACCCUGCCCGGACCCAUCCUCAGCUCCUUCCCCCAGAACACCGCUGUGGGCUCCAGCACCUCCGCUGCUGUUGGCAGCAUCCUGAGUGAGGAGGGCGUGCCCAUCUCCUCCGGUGGCUUUGGCCUCUCUGGCCUGGGCAGCCGCUUCUCUAGCAGGAGAUGCCUGCCCUAUUAA